GUUUUGUGGAAGCAGCAAAGGUGAGCUGGUGCGGCGGUUGUGCGCAUGCGCAGAUACGUAGAUAGUGACUUCAUUGCCUGCUCAUUUUUCAACGCACGUCCGGCGGCCGACGCUGCUCUGCCAGACUGGAAGACGCACAAAGAAACGGAGCCGCCGCCGUUCGGUAGACUCAUGUCCACGUCGACGCUAAAACGCUGUGCAGGUCGGAUUUUUACUGCUGCUGAUUAUUAUUAUGAUUGUUAUUUAUUUAUUUUUUAUUCGUGAAUUUGUCUCUUUCUGUGGUGCAUUCACUUACUCCUCUAAAAUGGUGAAAAGCCCUAAAUCUGGUGAGGAUGCUGGAUUCACGAUCCAUUACAGCUCAGCACCGUUGUGGCAGCCAUGGGAGAGGCAGCCCAUUCAGUCAUAAUCAUACGCUGCUUCCAUGUAAAGGAAUAAUGCUGACAAUACGAGGAUCCACCUAAAAUUUCUCUACAAUACAAUGAACACCACUCUACCCGCAUCGGAGCUGGUGGAUGUGCCGAGACAGCACACCUUCAACGGCACCCAGAUGCCUUCCGGCUGGGCUGUGAUCCACACUGCUACUUUGACCUUUUGCUCCCCGCUCCUCAUCUUCAUCUUCCUUCUGGGUUCCUACGGCAAUGUGGUGGUGUUUCUGUCUUUUUUCGACCCAGCGUUUCGCAAGUUUCGCACAAACUUUGACUUCAUGAUCCUCAACCUAUCCUUUUGCGACUUGUUCAUUUGCUGUGUGACCGCUCCCACAUUUGCGCUGGUUCUCUUCCUGGACGCGGAUGGAAGGGACGGCGUGUCGAAGAGUUUUUGCUUUACCUUCCACUUGACCAGCUCAGGUUUCAUCAUCAUGUCGCUGGAGACGGUCGCGGUCAUCGCCUUGCACAGGCUGCGGAUGGUUUUGGGGCAGCAGCCCAACCGGACAGCCUCUUUUCCCUGCACACUGGCACUCACUGCCCUGCUGUGGACCACCAGUUUCACAAUGGCGGCGCUGCUGACCACGCGAGUAUACCCCCACAGAGAUGGACCCUGUUUGCGCCAUUUUGGCCUGGGAACUGGACAGGCCAGGGUUGUGCUGUACGUCUACCUGGCAGACUUUGCGUUUUGCGUGGCUGUGGUGUCCGUGUCCUACCUGAUGAUCGCGCGGACUCUAAGGAAGAACUCGGUGCGGAAGUGUCCCAUCACCAGUGUGGAUGCCACCUGCCCGCCACCACCUCCACCCCUUGUUGCAGCUGGUUUCGAAAGCAUGCAGUGUGCCGUCCAAGGACCGUCUCUGUACCGCAACCAGAACUACAACAAACUUCAGAAUGUGCAGAGUCACUCUUAUACCAACAGGACUAGCCAGCCUUUAGCUCCAGGGGCGGCCCAAGGUGCCACCUGCUGUCAGAUGGUGUCUUCUGUCAACUUGGCCACAGCUAAAGACUCCAGGGCAGUGGUCACCUGUGUGGUCAUUGUGUUUUCCGUAUUACUCUGCUGUUUGCCAAUGGGGUUCUCACUGGCGCAGGAUGUUUUGUCACCUAAAAGCAGCUUUGCCCACUACCAGUUCGAGCUGUGUGGCUUCGUGCUCAUUUUCCUCAAGUCGGGCAUUAACCCAUUCGUGUACUCGCGGAACAGUGCCGGCCUGCGCCGCCGGCUGCUCGGCUGCAUCCAGUGGGCCACUCUGGGUUUUCUCUGCUGCAAGCAGAAGACCCGCCUGCACGCCAUGGGAAAGGGAAGCCUGGAAGUCAAUCGCAAUAAAUCCUCGCACCAUGAGACCAACUCGGCCUACGUGUUGUCGCCCAAACCUCAGAGGAGGCUGGUGGAUCAGGCUUGUGGGCCCAGUCACUCCAGGGACUGUGGUGGUAGUCCAAGGGUCACGGGUGCACGAAAACCCCGCCUCCCCAGCACUUCGACGCCAAUAAACACUCGCAUCGAGCCCUACUACAGUAUAUACAACAGCAGUCCAUCCGCAGGGCCCAGUUCCCCCACCAGCCUCCAACCUGUCAGCUCUCAGGCGUUCGCCUUUGCCAAGUCUUAUGUUGCCAUGCACUACCAUACUCACCAGGAUGCACUGCAAGACUUUGACAGCACAUCGGUGCAUCAGAUUCCUAUCCCUUCAGUCUAAUCAAAGAACCGAGAAUGCCAAUCAAUCAAUCAAAAGAUUAAA
Messenger RNA from Oryzias latipes (Japanese medaka), 2152 nucleotides. RefSeq names its product G protein-coupled receptor 75 (gene gpr75). The record is from RefSeq and is a predicted model, not a curated record. NCBI's taxonomy places the organism in Eukaryota, Metazoa, Chordata, Actinopteri, Beloniformes, Adrianichthyidae. Gene Ontology annotation, cellular component: plasma membrane. Gene Ontology annotation, molecular function: C-C chemokine receptor activity. Gene Ontology annotation, biological process: G protein-coupled receptor signaling pathway.